UCCCAGACACGAAUCACCUCUAACCUCAACGCUCUUUGGUCUUUAAACAUUUGUCAUAUUCUCUCUCUACAGCGUCAAAAUUAACACACUAAAGAAAUAAAGCUACCACAAAGAGAUUACAGUGAGCAUCGAAUCUGUUCGUAAAUCAAUAACAAAAUCUCUGUUUGCAUCUUCUAAUCAUCAAUCUUUAUCUGAUUUUGUUCUUUUCUCUUCUUUAAAUUUUAAUAAUUCUAUCUUCCACCGCCUCUAUUCCGGUGACCUAUCGCCGCUUCUUUUCUUUUUAUAAAACGCUAAAAAAUUGAGUCAUAAGUAGAAGAACAGGAAAAAAUGGCAACUAAUAAGCUUCUCUUAACGUUUGUUAUCUGUCGGUUAAUUAUAACCGUUGGCUUCACCGUCGAACCAGCGGAGCUUCUCCGCCUUGGACUCGACGGUCAUCUCAGUGUUGACCCAUCAGACGUCGAAAUGGCUUCUCUAGAUUUUGGCUUACUUAGCCGAGCCGAGCCUAUGGCCGUAUUCUAUCCAACUUCUGCACAAGACAUAGCUCGGCUUGUUCGAGCUGCUUACAAUUCAGCUCGUGGAUUCACGGUGUCAGCUAGGGGUCAUGGACAUUCCAUAAAUGGGCAAUCUCAGACGAAUGAUAACGGCGUUGUGAUUGAGAUGAGCAGUAGCAGCUCGAGGAGAAAUCAGCUCGGCUUGGGGAAGCCGGCUUCACCGAAAGUAUCGGUGAAAGAGAUGAACGUCGACGUUUGGGGUGGAGAGUUAUGGAUAGAUGUGCUGAGGAGCACGCUAGAAUAUGGACUCGCACCAAAAUCAUGGACCGACUACUUGUAUCUUUCAGUCGGCGGAACCUUAUCUAAUGCAGGGAUUAGUGGACAAGCUUUUGAUCAUGGUCCUCAGAUUACAAAUAUUGAUGAACUUGACGUUGUUACAGGCAAGGGUGAGAUUUUGACAUGUUCGGAACAGCAAAAUCCAGAGCUGUUUCAUGCAGUUCUUGGUGGUUUAGGUCAAUUUGGCAUCAUCACUAGAGCUAGAAUUGCACUUGAACCAGCUCCUCAAAGAGUGAGGUGGAUCAGAGUACUCUACUCCAGCUUUUCGUCAUUUACUAGAGACCAAGAAUAUCUAAUCUCGUUGCAUGAAAACCCUAAAUUCGACUAUGUUGAGGGUUUUGUUAUUGCUGAUGAAGGCCUUAUUAAUAACUGGCGAUCCUCUUUCUUUUCUCCAUCAAACCCUGUUAAAAUUUCUUCUGUUGGAGCCUCCGGUACUGGUGUUCUUUACUGCUUGGAGAUCACCAAGAACUACGAUGAUUCUACUGUAGAUACCGUCGAUAAGGAAAUAGAAUGGUUGUUAAAGAAGCUGAAUUAUAUUCCAUCAUCAGUGUUUACGACAGAUCUGGCGUAUGUGGAUUUCUUGGAUAGGGUUCAUAAAGCAGAAUUAAAGCUUAGAUCAAAGGGUUUAUGGGAGGUGCCUCACCCUUGGCUCAAUCUUUUUGUUCCUAAAUCAAGAAUUGCUGAUUUUGAUAAAGCUGUCUUCAAGGGCAUUUUGGGCAAUAAAACUAGUGGCCCCAUUCUUAUUUAUCCCAUGAACAGAAACAAGUGGGAGCAGAGGAGCUCAGCCGUGACGCCCGACGAGGAGGUCUUUUAUCUUGUGGCGUUGCUAAGAUCAGCAUUGGAUAAUGGAGAGCACACACAAACACUCCAAUAUCUGACCAAUCAGAACCGCCAGAUUCUCAGAUUCUGUGACGAUUCUGGGAUCAAAGUGAAACAGUACUUGCCUCAUUACGCCACUCAACAAGAUUGGAUGGACCACUUUGGAGAUAAGUGGUCCACAUUUUAUCACAACAAAAUGGAAUUUGAUCCCCGCCGUAUUUUAGCAACUGGCCAACGUAUUUUCACGCCUGCCUUUUCUCAUCCUGCUGCUUCUUCAAUUAGUGCAUUAAUGGGGUCUUCGUGAUGACGGGCAUACAGUAGAUAUCAUACUUUACACCACAGAGUAAUAGAAUAGCACUGAUUUAGGAAUAUUCUUGUACAUACCAUGUCCUCUUGGCUAUGGAGUUUUUCCUUUAUUCUUAUUCCAUCUGGUGGGAAUUUUGGUGCGAUUAUAAUCCAACGGCGGGUAGGAGUAGGAUGGGCCCGGUUCGGGUUGGGUUCCGCGGUACAAUGGAGACCACAUGUCAUGUCAGGAUGUUGACAGCAGAGCAGCUCCGUCAUCUGCUCAAGACUGCAAUCCGUCGUCUUACCUACAGCCAGAAUUUUGCUUUGGGGGUUUAACCGUAAGUUAGGUUUAAUAGCUAUCUAAUAACAACCAUGUAAUUUGCUUUGUUGUGACUCGUGAGUAUGUUUAUCAGUGUUAGAUUUUUAGCACCAUUUGUAAAUUUAUGAAUUUGGUAAAAAUAUUGGUUUAUUAAA
Mercurialis annua (annual mercury) is the source of this 2405-nucleotide messenger RNA. RefSeq names its product cytokinin dehydrogenase 5. The record is from RefSeq and is a predicted model, not a curated record. Gene Ontology annotation, molecular function: FAD binding; cytokinin dehydrogenase activity. NCBI's taxonomy places the organism in Eukaryota, Viridiplantae, Streptophyta, Magnoliopsida, Malpighiales, Euphorbiaceae. The transcript has 5 exons. Gene Ontology annotation, biological process: cytokinin metabolic process. Bases 328 to 1950 code for a protein of 540 amino acids.